UAUCUAUAGACAGGCCUGCCAAGCUAAGACAAGGUUGUUUUGUGCUUUACACCACAAACCAAGACUCCCUCUGCAACUAAAACCAAAAGCUUGAUCCUUAGCUUAUCUCUCUCUCUCUCUCUCUCUCUUUCUCGAACCCACUGCUAAAUUCUGGGAGGAUAAAUUUGUUGAGGACUGAGAGAGAGAGAGAGAGAGAGAGAGAGAGUGAUCGAGUCGAGUAUCGAAAUGAACGGUGGUGGUGCGUGUGGCGCAAUGGAGACGCCCUACAUAGGGAUGCACCACAGGCACGAGCCCAGGGAGAACCAGUGCACCUCAGUGCUCGUCAAGCGCAUCAAAGCGCCCGUUCACCUCGUGUGGUCCCUAGUGAGGAGAUUUGAUCAGCCCCAGAAGUACAAGCCCUUUGUUAGCAGGUGCGAGGUGAAGGGAGACUUUGCUAUUGGCAGCGUCAGAGAAGUAAAUGUUAAAUCUGGGCUUCCUGCCACGACAAGCACUGAGAGGUUGGAACUUCUUGAUGAUGAGGAGCACAUUCUUGGCAUCAGAAUUGUUGGUGGCGAUCACAGGCUCAGGAACUACUCAUCAGUCAUUACAGUUCAUCCAGAGGUUAUUGAUGGAAGGCCAGGGACACUGGUAAUUGAGUCAUUUAUGGUGGAUGUGCCUGAUGGGAACACUAAGGAUGAGACGUGUUACUUUGUCGAGGCUUUAAUCAUGUGCAAUCUCAAAUCCUUGGCUGAUGUCUCAGAGAGGAUGGCUAUUCAGGACCGAACUGAACCUAUCAACUAUUAGUGCAUCUGAGGAUGGGGCAGAUGUGUAUGACUACUUUUACACCGUUGGAGGGUUUUGAUACUGAUGCUGUCUAGAGAUUGGCAGGAGCUAUCCUUCCAUUUUCUCAGAAGUUUUGGAUUCAGUGCUGGCUGUUGCUUUUCCAUCUCACGGGCCAUCUAAGUCUCUUUUCCUUCUGCUUUUUCUUGUUUGUAUGUUGAAUUUCUCCUCUUCCAAUGUCCAAAGAAUCAAAGAUGAGGACCAUAUGCUGUUGCUAGGUCUCAGUGGAUGGAUGUAGGAAACUUUCUUUUUGCUGUUAUAUUUAUUGGGUUUUUUGCAUGGUGGUACUUGAUUAUUACUAUGGUUAUCUAUACCCAGUAAUAUAAGAAAGUGGUGCAGCGGACCUGGGUUUUUAUCUUCUUGUACUUACAGUGUCUAGGUAAAGGGAGGAUUGAGGAGAGAACCUUGUGUAGCACUUUUUCGUUUGUGCUGUAUAUGCUUUGUAUUUGUAAUAGAUUAUCGUAAAUUUCAUUGAUGCUGUAUUUCAGUGUUUGUAGAUGGAAA
Carya illinoinensis is the source of this 1323-nucleotide messenger RNA. RefSeq names its product abscisic acid receptor PYL3-like. Gene Ontology annotation, cellular component: cytoplasm; nucleus. The record is from RefSeq and is a predicted model, not a curated record. Bases 226 to 783 code for a protein of 185 amino acids. NCBI's taxonomy places the organism in Eukaryota, Viridiplantae, Streptophyta, Magnoliopsida, Fagales, Juglandaceae. Gene Ontology annotation, molecular function: abscisic acid binding; protein phosphatase inhibitor activity; signaling receptor activity. The transcript has 3 exons. Gene Ontology annotation, biological process: abscisic acid-activated signaling pathway.